AUGGAUGGCAAGGUAGUGGUGUUUCUCCGUACAGGCAGCGUGGCCCGUUUGCCGCUAUACCGUCGCCUCAGCUCGCUCAACGUAACGCUGGUGUUGGUGCACCCUUACACACCAUUGCCCGAGUUUGACGGUCUCUUUCCGCACUGGCUGCAGCAUGAGACGAGCGACGUGGAUGAGGUGCACCUUGCCUUGUCGGCCUUCCUGGCAUCGCGUGGGCUCGUCCCUGACGCGGUUGUAUCUUUCGAUGAGUAUGGCGUCUACCAAGCGGCGGUAAUUGCCGCGCGGCUGAACCUCACCCCGAUUCCUCUGCCACCUGUUGCAGUUUUACAGACCAACUUGAAGGAUUUGUUCCGCCUGUUCUGCAGCGAGCACGGCAUCCCGUCUCCAAAGUCGGUGCCGCUUCCUGUAAUGGCGGUGCUUCCGACACCAGCAGAGAUGGACAGCUGUGCGGGCGACGCGGAUGCGCUCUCGAUGGCGUUCGAGAAGGCUCGGCCAGCGCUGGCCAAGACUAUUUCCAAGACGAUAGAGGCCGCGGCGCUCGCGUUUCCAGUGGCGGUAAAGCCCAGUCCAGGGGCUGGAAGCCUGUUGGCUCGCUUGUGCUCCACCCUGGACGACGCGGUGGCACAUGUGUGGUACAUGUGUACGAUGCUUGCGAGCCAUCCAGACUCAAAACACUUUGCCGCCCUCACCAACCGUGCAGCGGCUGGACCUGUGCACGAAAGAGGCGCGACCGGUGUGCAGAUACUCGCGGAGGAGUUUAUUGAGGGACAGGAGGUCGACAUGGACUGCGUUGUCGAGCACGGUGUCGUGCGCUUCUGCUCCAUCUCAGACAACUUUGAACCGUCUCUGCCGUAUUUUGCUGAGGUUGGCGGGAUUUGCCCAUCACUGCUGGGGUACCGCGGUCAGUGUGCUCUGCGUGAAUUGCUCGACUCAUACGUCUCCGCGCAUGGAGUGCACUUGCACGGCGUUAUUCACUUUGAAGCCAAAUAUGACCCGGCCCGCCAGCGAGCCUACGUGAUUGAGGUGAACUGUCGGCCUGGAAGCGCGGAGACGAACACUAUGAUCCAAACUGUGUAUCGUGGGCUGAACCUGGGUGAGGCGCUGGUGCGCUGUGCGUUGCAGCUGCCUAUCCAGGAGCAACUGGAGGGCCUUUUCCCAGAGCUUCUAGCCGGCCAGAAAGACGAAGGUGGGGUGCAGAUGCCGUGGCAGACGGUAACUCCACCGCGCCUUUCCGAGGUGAAUGCAAAGGAGCAUAUCCGGAGCUCCGCUGCACAUACAGCGGUGUGGUCGCUGCUCGGCGGUCCGUCUCGCGGCUUCUUUCCACCACAGUGCUGGGCGGCGUCUGUGAACAUUUAUCCGAACCAUGCUGGGGUGCUGAGUAAGGCGCGUGUUCCGGUAGAGGACGCUUCGCUCGUUGCCUUCUCCGUCUCAGCGAGGGCAGGUGAGGCCGUGGCACCGCCGCCGAAGCAAUUCUACAUGCUUUGCUGGAUGGUGGUUCAAGGCACGACCGAAGAGGAGGCGAAGGACAACAUUCGUCGAGUGACAGACACAUUUGAGCAGGAGGUGGCAUUGCCGUUCUGA
Messenger RNA from Leishmania mexicana MHOM/GT/2001/U1103, 1581 nucleotides. RefSeq lists its product as hypothetical. Gene Ontology annotation, molecular function: ATP binding; metal ion binding. The coding region runs from base 1 to 1581 and encodes 526 amino acids. Lineage: Eukaryota; Euglenozoa; Kinetoplastea; Trypanosomatida; Trypanosomatidae. The transcript has a single exon. The record is from RefSeq and is a predicted model, not a curated record.